UCCACGUGCUCCCAAUCCACGUACUCGCAGUCCACGUACUCGCAGUCCACGCACUCGCAGUCCACGUGCUCCCAGUCCACGUGCUCCCAGUCCACGUGCUCCCAAUCCACGUGCUCCCAAUCCACGUGCUCCCAGUCCACGUGCUCCCAAUCCACAUGCUCAGACUCCACGGCCCACGGUACCUGCUCGCUGCCCCCCGGACACACCCAGGACCUGCAUGAUAGUCUUUGUGGUGUUGAUUUUUGUCGUGCCACUUCUCAUAUGCAUUUGCUGUACCGUGUUCCAGAAGUUGUAUGA
Molecule: messenger RNA, 297 nt
Organism: Acanthisitta chloris (rifleman)
Lineage: Eukaryota; Metazoa; Chordata; Aves; Passeriformes; Acanthisittidae
Product: keratin-associated protein 9-9-like
Exons: 1
Source: RefSeq, a predicted model, not a curated record